Molecule: messenger RNA, 546 nt
Organism: Lecanosticta acicola
Lineage: Eukaryota; Fungi; Ascomycota; Dothideomycetes; Mycosphaerellales; Mycosphaerellaceae
Source: the annotation of a GenBank genome assembly
AUGCCACGAAACAAACCCCAUCUCCAACUCGCGCUCUACGCUCGUCCCAAGCAUCCCGGGUCCUAUCAUUACGCCUUUUUUGUAGCGCCGAAGAAUGGGCAAGCGCCGGCGACCAAACAUCACGUCAAGAACACAUGGCAAGUCGAUGACUCCGGAGGCAUGACACAGCCCUGGCGAUACGAAAACGUCGUCGUAACAGACAUCAGCACCGAAUUGCGCCUCCUGGCGCGCUUUGUCAUCGCCAAAGUCUCCGCAUCUUCUCCCGAUCAGGUGCAAGGGAUUCUCGAAAGCGUACCUGUGGACAAUGCCGAAUUGGGAGCGAGGGAGUUUUCGUGUCGCACGUGGAUUCGAGAUGCCUUUGAGGAAUUGAGACGGCAUGGGGCGAUUACGACUGGCAAGCUUGAGAGCUGGGAAGAUGUCCAGCGGGAGGCGUUGGAAUAUCUUGAGAAGAAGAGACGGCAAGGCAGGUGGGAAAGUUCGUGGAAGGGGGUCGGGGGAGAUAUCCCAUUGAUGGAUCUGAUAGGAGGGAGGGAGGUAGUUGAGUAG